Epinephelus lanceolatus (giant grouper) is the source of this 5062-nucleotide messenger RNA. It is a transcript of the gene kif16bb, whose product is annotated as kinesin family member 16Bb. The record is from RefSeq and is a predicted model, not a curated record. Gene Ontology annotation, biological process: microtubule-based movement. Gene Ontology annotation, molecular function: ATP binding; microtubule binding; microtubule motor activity. Lineage: Eukaryota; Metazoa; Chordata; Actinopteri; Perciformes; Serranidae.
CGCUGCCUUGAUAUUCACGCGGAUGUCUUCACGCCAAAGGCGGACUUCUUUUUCAAAGCAGGAGAAAACCGGCUGAGAAAACUGUCUGUUUAAUGUGUUGUGUCUGAUUUUGAUCAGUAAUGGCGUCAGUGCGAGUCGCGGUCCGAGCCCGUCCAUUGAACAAAAGAGAAAAGCAGUUAUCAUCGAAGGUGAUAAUUCAAAUGAAGGGGAACUCUACAUCUAUUUAUAAGCCUUCACCUCUUCGAGGGGACGAGCUGAAGGGCAAAGGGAAGACCUUCUCUUAUGACUUCUCAUAUGAUUCAACGGACAGAGGAAGACUCACAUUUACAUCCCAGGAGAGGAUUUUUCAUGACCUGGGGUCUGAUGUCCUGAAAGCUGCGUUUGAGGGUUACAAUGCCUGUGUGUUUGCCUAUGGCCAGACAGGUUCAGGAAAAUCUUACACCAUGAUGGGUCAUACAGAAGAUAAAGGGUUAAUCCCACGGAUCUGUGAAGGUCUGUUCUGCGAGAUAUCUCGUAGAAGCAUGAGUGAUGCCGUGUCAUUCCGCACAGAGGUCAGCUAUUUGGAGAUCUACAAUGAACGUGUGCAGGACCUUCUCAAGAGGAAAACUGCACCCGCAGAUGGAGGCUUGAGAGUGAGAGAGCACCCCAGGGAUGGGCCCUACGUAGAGAAUCUGUCCAAGCACUUGGCACACAACCACAGCGACAUGGAGGACCUGAUCAUUCUUGGCAAUGCCAAACGCACCACAGCCAGCACAGGCAUGAAUGACCUCAGCAGCCGCUCUCACGCCAUCUUCACCAUCAGCUUCACUCAGGCGUAUUUUGACACAGAGCUGCCACGUGAGACGCUGAGUAAGAUCCACCUGGUGGACCUGGCAGGCAGUGAGAGAGCCAAUGCCACGCGGGCCACAGGCACCAGGCUGAAGGAAGGCGCCAACAUCAACAAAUCCCUCGCCACCCUGGGCAGUGUAAUCUCAGCUUUGGCUGACCUCAGCGUGGGAGGACUGUUGACGAAAAAGAAGAAACAGCUCUUCAUUCCUUACAGAGACUCUGUGCUGACAUGGCUACUGAAAGACAGCCUUGGUGGAAACUCUGUGACCACUAUGAUAGCAAUCCUUUUUUUGUUUUUCACGUUCUAUCUCACCAUUGCUCAUCCACCUGUGCGCUUCCCACCCCGGGGGCCUCUCACGGCAGCCAUCUCUCCCGCUGAUGUGAACUACGCGGAGACCCUGAGCACGUUGCGCUACGCCAGCCGGGCUAAGAACAUAGUGAACUCUCCCACGGUGAACGAAGAUGGCAGCGUGAAGGUGAUCAGAGAACUGCAGGCAGAGGUUGCCAGGCUCAGAGGACUGCUGGAAGAAGCCAAUCAGGUUUCCCAUGGGGAGCCAUCUUCCUCCGUGAAGGUAGAGGAGGAGCUGCAUCAGAAUGAAGCAAGGGUCCAAGCACUGACCAAGGAAUGGACCAGGAAAUGGGGCGAGACUCAAAGUAUUUUGCAGGAGGAUGCUGUGGCUCUGAGGAAGGAGGGGAGUGGAGUGGUCCUGGACUGCCAGUUACCCCAUCUGAUAGGCAUUGAUGAAGACCUGCUCAGCACUGGAAUCGUCCUGUAUUAUUUGAAAGAGGGCAGAACCCUGAUCGGGAGUGACGAAGCAUCAUGCAGUCAGGAUAUUGUGCUUCACGGGCCUGGGCUCCUUGGUGAACAUUGUGUGCUGGAGAACCGUGCUGGGACUGUGACUCUGAUCCCUCAGGAUGGCGCACUGUGUUCAGUCAAUGGCUCUGUGGUAACUGAUCCCUGCCAGCUGACUCAGGGUGCCAUCACAAAGUUAGGAAGAGGAACCAUACUCCGGUUUAACCACCCGACUGAAGCUGCCCAGCUCAGGGAGAAACGGCAGAGCCGGCUGCUGUCUGCCUUCAGCCUGCCCUUGACUGACAUGUCCAAAUCUACCGUGAAUCUGUCCAAGGUGAUGCAGCAAAACCCAGGGAGGAUGGAACUGAAGCUCAACCAGCAGGAGGUGGAAUGGCAGCAGGUCCAAGAAAACCUGAACAGACACAACAGGGACAUCAAAAGACUUUCAAAGCAAAACAGUGGGGCUCCCCAUCAACACAGAGAAGAAGAGAAAACAACGGGGGCAGAGAUGGAAGAGACUGGCAAUGACCAGAUGGAUACGCUUGCUGCAGAGACAGCUGUGUCCAAAGUGCCAAGCAGCUGUGUUACCUCUGCCAAAAUGGAGAUGCUCACGACUACAGGCACACCUGGAAAAUAUCCUGUCUGUCACACUAGUUUUGAGUUGGAUGGAGACACACUGCAGGGUGGGAUGAGCACCAGGGAUGGCCAGGAGCAGGAGAGGGACUCGUGUCAUAAAUCAGGGCCAGGGCCCACGUCUGAGAGGCUGUGGAGGAAAGCUCAGAGUGGGGCUGGAGCUGCAAGUUAUAAGGAAGAGGAGGUUUGGUCAGGGGAUGCCAGCUGCCAGCAGACAAAUGUCCUGGGCCUGGGUGAUGGAUGUGGCACGAAGCCAGAGGGGAAUGCUAACGAGAUCAAAGGCGUCAUGUCUGACUGGUACAAGGAGAGACCUGGCUCUGGUGGGAGCUCAUUAGGCAGCGUGUCCCACCUGCAGAGCAGCAGAGGAACUAGCUCCACACCCGUCCUCCCACAGACCAGCACUCCUCCUCCACUCGACAGAGUGCCUCUCAGCAGUCAAGCGGCCCGCUGUCCACCUGAGGGAACUACCUUCGAGGGCCAGUUAAGCUUCAGAGAGAUGUAUGAAUCUGGAGGUUUGGAGGAGAUCCCAGGAGUGUGUGUGACAGGGACUGCAGCAGCCAAAGUUCAAAACUCAGGACUGGCCUCUUUGGUCAGCAGAGUUUCCUGGAUUGUCCAAGAUGCAGGGCGUCUCCUUUGGAGCUCUCCCACAGUAUUGCAGCAAGUCAGGGAAGAGGGAAUACAGCCUGUUGGGGCCCGCUGGUCCAGUCACAUUGUCUCUUUGAUCAGGGAGAGUAAUGCUCUCUCUGUAGUGAAGGACAGCCAGGUAGUAUCCAUGGUUAAAGGUAGCUUUGUCUUCGCCCUGUUGAAGGAUAGUCACAUUUUUUCCUUGGUGACAGAACUACCUCUCAUACAGCACAUCCAUAUGGAGAUAACUCAAAACCUUCAGCCUGAGGAAGCAGCUCAGAUGAUUCAGGGCUGCAUUAAUCCUGACAAAAUCCAACUUCCAGUCCUGACACCAACACAAACCUUUAGCAAGGCAGAGCAACUGCCAGAUGAUGUACCACCAAUCCCAGAAGAUACCUGGACAAGGAAUACGAGUAUCAGGGAUCUGCGGUUACCAAAAAAGGAAGACAUGGCUGAUAUUCAUGUAAAACAAGGAGACAAACUGAUUACAGCGCUGUCACCAGUGAAACACAUCAGUCAGUCAGAGGCUGUCCGUGCACCUGAAGACAAAGAUCAGGCAUCAGUCAACUCAAGGCCUCUGCAAAGCAAAAAGGACGUUCAAAUCUUUUGUCAAACGUUGAUAGAAUUUCCUGAUUCCCUUUUGUACCUGCAAACUCUGCCACUGCAAGACAUGAUGGACGCUUUAAAAUCUAUUGUCUCUACCUCAGUGCUCACCUCCCAGAAGAUUAUAGCUCUCUAUUGGCUGAAUGUAGCUAAGUGCUGCCAACCUGAGCCUCGUCCUGCCCUCCUGAUCCUGGCAGAGACUGGUCUCUACACCCUGACUUCUGACUCUGGGCUCCUGGUUUUGUUCCAUCAACUCCCGUGGUUGCAGCUCAAAGAGGUGCAGAUAGGCUUAGCAGGCCACAAUCUGCGCUUGAUAGGCAACACAGAGGAGAGCAUCCUGGGUGUCUACACCCUCAGUCAGAAGCUUACCAAAGAGCUGUGCUGGGCCAUACUUGGUGUCAUCUGCCCCGGGGACAACAGGGUCUCCCAGCACCCACUGCUCCAUGGAGACUUGAUGAAGUUGUCUUUUGACUGGCAGGCCUGUGUGCCCGACCUGCUGCUGGAUGCUGGUUUAAGGGUUUGUUGCCAGUUUCAGAAAAGUCUUGCUGAUCUGGUUUAUCUUCUUCAUUGUAACAUGGAUCAAGAAACAGUAACUUUGGGAGAGGUGCAGCUACUACUGUGCACAGGUGUGAGGGCGUGCAUCAGCCCUAGUAGCCACACUGAGCCUCUGGCCCAGCUUCUACUCACUGAUACCCACAUCGGCCUGGUGCAGGAGGAUGCUGUCUUUCACCCAGCUCCAUGCUCCGUCACCACAGUGAGCUGCCGUCCCCAAUUCAACGACUUAACUCUCCGUCGGCGCUCAGAUGUGCGCUGCGUGCUGCUGCAUGAUGAAGACGAGCGCGGGGCUGUCAGACUGGAUGUAAUCCUAGCAAAUGUGAGGGGCAGGGGUCACCCUGAAAGCGUGACUAAGGCAGCUACCCCGCCAGCACAAGCUUCAAAUUCAUCUCCGCAUGCAGAAGUGUGGAAAUUAACUUUCAGUUGCUCCUCUGAGGCCGCCUGCCUGAUUAAUCACUUGUCAAAUGUCUGAUCAAGGACUGAACAGCCAGUAAUGAACAGCCCAGCUUGAAAACUCUCACUCACAGGGAGCAAAAGUGCAUCACAACCAGACAAUGCAAAGGACAGCUUCUCUGGUAAAUGACAGUGAAAACUAUGACCUAUUUUGAAGUUUCUGUAUUGAUUUGUGUUUCUAAAAGUUUUUAUCUUUUUAAUAUUGCAUGGCUAGAGCACUUUUAUCUUUAAAACCCUUGAAUUUCUUUGUUCUUCAGUUGUUAUUGUUCUUUAACUGCUAGCCUCCCAUUAUUGUUGUUGUCAAAGAGGUUGUCAGUUUAAUAUGGGAUGUUUAAAAUAAUUAGGGGUUCAAGGUUUAACAGUGAGGAUUAAAAACAUGUUUGUUUAUUUCAUUUGUUUCAUGGGCAUUGUUUUUAUAGGAUUUUAGAUUACCAAUCUGAUCAAAUGAUCUCACUGUCAGGUUUACUUAAUGUAUGUAUGUCAAAUUGUUGCCAAUUUUAAAUAUUGUAUAUACAAAUAGAUCUAUUGAAAUGGAUAUGUGUGAAUAUAUUUGUAUAAAUAAAAGGAAGGUAA